AUGCUUCACUCAAACAAAGGAUGGUUACAAAUGAGGGAGGCUUGGGGUCACGGUGGUAGAUUUGGAGGUGGUGUAGUUCGUGGAGUCGGAGGAGGUGCUGUUGGCGGUGGAGGCAGAGGUGGUGGUGGAGGAGGAUCCGGAGGAGGUGUUGAAGGUGGCAGUGGCAUUAGAUUCCGAGGAGGUGGUGACGGUGGAGUAGGAAGAGGAUCCGGUCUUGGAGGUGGUAUCGUAGGAGGUGUAGGGGGUGGUGGUGGCCUUGGCGGUGGAGCAGGAGCAGGUGAUGGUGCUGGCGAUGGUGUCAGUGGCAGUUCUUGCAGUUUCUCAACCUGGGUUUCCUUUUCCGCGCGAAAGCUUGACACGCGACGGACAGAUCAGGCCCUCAUGUUGCCACUGAUUACGGGGCUCAAAGGCGGUGAAGAUAGUGGAGAUACUCUAUCAUUGACUCCUGUGUUCGUCACUGAUACACGAAGGUUUGUCAACGUAUUUUUCCAGACUGCCGACGCAUUCACAGUGGUUGACGACGAAGUUGACUCCGAUACCGUUGAAGUUCUGACUGCCAUGGCUGUUCCCCUUGAGCUUUCCAACUGCAAAUCUCUUGUGAAAUCGGCAAGUACGGCUUUGAAUUCUAAGGUAAUUUCACGAUACUCCACUCUUUUGGCUCCUUUAGCUGUUGAUUCGGUGCUUUCUGUUGUGGACCCUGAGAAACCUUAUUUAGUUGAUUUGAGGGAUAUUAAAAUUGUGAAGAAACUAGAAGGUAGUGUUGAUGAGACUGGAUUGGUGAAAGGUUUAAUUUUUGAUAAGAAGGUGAGUGUAGUGGUUUCAGAUUAUACCCAGAUGGAUAGGAUUUUGAAGGAGGAAAAAGAACUAUAUUUUGGGAUUAUUAAGAGGAUCAAGGCCACUAGGGCUGAGAAGUUGGGGUUUGCAGGUUUAGUGGAGGAGGUUUCACUUGCGGAUGGUGGGAGUCAUCCAAUUUGGGAACAUCGACUUCGUUACUUUGAGUCUGAGUGGCAGCAAGGAUUGGCAGCUCCUAGAGUUGAUAAUAUAACCAAAUUGAAGAAAGCUCUGCCAAGUUUGGAAAUAGAGUGGCUAUACUUUUCUUUUGACGGGGAUCCGGAUGUUUUUGGGAAGAGUGGGAAGAUGUGUUUGUAUUCUGAUGGGGAAAUCAAAUGUUUGAAGGCAUACCAAGAAAUUGCACAAAAGCCUCCACCCUGGUCACUCCCUUCUAUGAAGAGAUUAGCCUAUUUCUGCUGCCCGUGCCUAACAGCAAAAUUUAGAGCUUUUGCAAUCAGUGAGCAAGAAGAGGGAAAUUUUGUCAAAGAAAUACAUCAUUUUCAGUUUUCUUCUUUACGCCCCACUUUGGUAUUUUCUUGUUCUUCGGUGUCUGUUUAUAAUUCCGGCAAACUCCCGCCGGGAUCUGACACGUUGGUAUCAGAGCCGGGAAAUUCCUCGGCUCGAACCGCGAUGGCAGAAGGUACUAGAUCCAUGAAGCAAUUGGAAGAACAGAUCAAGAAGCAGGAAGCUCGUUUAGCUGAAGACACGGAUGGAUUUAAUGAUCAUGUCAAUGGUAAGUUUUCGGAGUUUCAUACGCAAAUUAAGGCAAAAUUGAAGACGGAGAUCGAAGGUAUGGCUUCGAAAUCUCAAUUGGAUCGAAUGGAAGCUAUGAUUACAUCUCUGGUUCAAUCUCAGAUCCAUUUCGGUCCGAUUCCACCGGUGAGAGACAAAGCGCCGAUCAGAUUUGGGGAUAUGUCGGCAGAGAGGAACUUUAACGCGUUGAUUGUGGAUGAAGAUUGUGAUGAAAAUUCUCUGUCAAUUCCUGAACUGAAUGUUGAUGAUGGCCUAGACAUUAAUGAUUUGACAUUGGAGGAACGAUCAUUGCAUGUUUUGCCUGUUACACCUGUGAAGCAAACCAUUCUAUAG
Oldenlandia corymbosa var. corymbosa is the source of this 1917-nucleotide messenger RNA. The record is from the annotation of a GenBank genome assembly. NCBI's taxonomy places the organism in Eukaryota, Viridiplantae, Streptophyta, Magnoliopsida, Gentianales, Rubiaceae.